CUGGCGGGCGGGAGCCAGGCCGGCCAUGGCGGAGGUCCCCGGGGCGCAGCGCCCGGCUCCCGGCGGCGGCCCGGAGCCCCGGGACCCCCUGGACUGCUGGGCUUGCGCGGUGCUGGUCACGGCCCAGAAUCUGCUGGUGGCCGCCUUCAACCUCCUGUUGCUGGCGCUGGUGCUGGGGACCAUCCUGCUGCCCGCCGUCACCAUGCUAGGUUUCGGCUUUCUCUGCCACUCCCAGUUCCUGCGCUCCCAGGCGCCCCCCUGCACCGCGCACCUGCGGGACCCGGGCUUCACGGCCCUGCUGGUCACUGGAUUCCUGCUCCUCGUGCCGCUGCUCGUGCUGGCCCUGGCCAGCUACCGCCGCCUGUGCCUGCGCCUCCGCCUGGCCGACUGCCUCGUGCCCUACAGCCGAGCCCUGUACCGGCGCCGGCGCGCCCCGCAGCUGCGGCAGACCCGGGCCUCGCCGGGCACCCAGGCCGGCUCCACGUCAGGAAAGGUCUGGGUCUGAGGAUCCUCUCGAGUCAAAAGCCACCCCGACGACCCCCCCCCCCUCCGUCUCUCAGUCGGCCCGAGAACUUGAAGCCCGGGGGUCGCCCGACCUACCCCGCCCCCACCCCAGCCUAAGCCGGGGCCCAGCAUCCCUUCGAAGAACCGCUGAGCAUCUACGGAUCCAAAGCUGGCGGAAAUCCGCCACACCCCGGAAAACCCACGUUCCUCCUGCUACCUAGAUCCGAAUCCUGAACAUCUGGGCUGGACCCUACACACUCUCCACCACUCCACCCUUCCCUUCCCCCGCCCCCGUCGUUGGGACCACUCAGCCUCGUGUCCUCUUCUGGUGCAGCUCCUCUAGUAUUUACGGGCUUGGGGGGCGAGGUUGGAGGGGAAGGAGUGACCACACAUCAAAUAAAGAGUGAACUGAAUGCGUUCCCGGGAUCCUGUGAACAGAGAGAUGGCACACGUCCUGUCACUCCUGCCCGGUGCCCAUAGGCAGGAAACAAUACGGGGUGGGGGGCGGGGGCUCCAGAGCGCAUCCUUCAGCCUCCCGCCUUCCCUUAUCGCAUUAGCCCGUUCUUCCUGGCUAGACCCCAGAGUCAACCUCCCCCUCAAUAGAGGCCUCUGCUGCCUGCCCUGCUCCCCCCUGGGGACCCGAGCCCGUUCUCUGACCCCAGCUUGGAGGAACUCGGUGUUGCCAGGCCGGGGAGGGAAACAAUGGGCCUUCCGGAGCAGGAUGACACCCCCUCCAGCCACAAUUCUGGAGCAGCAGCGUGGGAGGGAAGAUGGAGGGG
Messenger RNA from Nyctereutes procyonoides (raccoon dog), 1283 nucleotides. RefSeq names its product transmembrane protein 88 (gene TMEM88). Bases 26 to 505 code for a protein of 159 amino acids. Gene Ontology annotation, biological process: negative regulation of canonical Wnt signaling pathway. The record is from RefSeq and is a predicted model, not a curated record. Gene Ontology annotation, cellular component: plasma membrane. Lineage: Eukaryota; Metazoa; Chordata; Mammalia; Carnivora; Canidae. The transcript is spliced from 2 exons. Gene Ontology annotation, molecular function: PDZ domain binding.